AUGAUCCAGAACCUCGAUAAAACCAUUGGGGAUCCCUUUUGCAUGACGAGCAACCCGCAUCAAAGCCUGCACAACUGCUGCUCCCUGCUCCAAAUCCUCGAGGAGGAAUUCGAUGGGUAUCCCGGUGCUCAUCUUGCCAGACUCUACUACGAUGCCUUUCAGAUUUGCAGCUCGUAUGAGGAUGAAGCGCGGGCGGGUAUAUUUCAAGUUGCGGAAAGAGCGUAUCAGGCCAGAGUUAUUUGUGAAGGUAAGGAUAGCCCGGAGACACAGGGAGUGAAGUCUCUUGCAUCGGAGCCAACAGAUCCUGCUGGCUUCGGAAUGAGUUAA
Messenger RNA from Penicillium malachiteum, 327 nucleotides. RefSeq lists its product as uncharacterized. Lineage: Eukaryota; Fungi; Ascomycota; Eurotiomycetes; Eurotiales; Aspergillaceae. The transcript has a single exon. Bases 1 to 327 code for a protein of 108 amino acids. The record is from RefSeq and is a predicted model, not a curated record.